This is a messenger RNA of Harpegnathos saltator (Jerdon's jumping ant), 995 nucleotides long. RefSeq lists its product as uncharacterized. The transcript is spliced from 5 exons. The coding region runs from base 288 to 950 and encodes 220 amino acids. The record is from RefSeq and is a predicted model, not a curated record. Gene Ontology annotation, cellular component: mitochondrion. Gene Ontology annotation, biological process: mitochondrial respiratory chain complex I assembly. NCBI's taxonomy places the organism in Eukaryota, Metazoa, Arthropoda, Insecta, Hymenoptera, Formicidae.
CUCAAAAUGGAUGCAAAUGGCUCCCUUUCCCAGUGCUGCGGAAAGUCGGUGUCACCGAAAACGCCGUGUUGGACGCUUACAGGUUCCUCUCUGCUAGAAAAAGGAAUCGAAACAUUUACGUAAUAGAUAACAAAAAAAUAUCUAUUUCUGACAAUCAAUUAUGUCUUGAGAAGAUAGAAAAUGAUGUUAGGUGAUGCUGUGCGUGUGUAUGUGCGCGCGUAUGUGCGUGAAAGUACUAAAUUGCUAUACUGUGCCAGUAUUUCAUAAAUCAAAGAGAACGCCGAAAAAUGGAUGAAGUUAAAGAGCGGACCACCAAAAAUGUUGUACCGAAAGGUGCUAUAAUGUUGACAAGAUAUGAAGCAUUAACGCAUCAAUGGAAUGUCGUUAGUGACUGGAAAUCACAGAAAGAUGUAUGGCCAUUGGUACACGGAUGCGGUAUCCUGGGUAUAGCGGCAGGACUGAGCGGUACUUACAUUAAUUAUUGGUUUAGACAAAAAUUGAAAGCACGCAAUAUUGCUGUCUUACCCACUAUGAUGAUGUCUGCACUAGCACCAGCCCUUUUAACAGGUCUCUUUCAAUCACAGAUGGUCAUGAACAAAAUAUUGCUGCUAGAGGAACCUUGUCCCUUAUGCUUACAAUUCAAGAGUGCUUUAAUACAAAUGUCUACUGGAACACUUGUACCUAUGAUUAUAUCACCAAUGGUUAAUUUUGCGUUUAUUGGCAGUAAUGUACAUAAUGUACCAUAUGCAACAGAGGGUAAAAAGGUGCUUGCAGUAACACAAUUGAUCUAUCGAUCCUUGAUGCCCAGAUUGACAUCAGUUUUAAUUUUCCAAAUGCUCUUUGGUGGUUAUAUGACAUACUUGCAAACUAAGUAUUUCUUACGUUUACAAGAUAUACUUUAUCUACUAGAACGAGAAGAAAGAAAAAAGGAAAUGCAUGUCAAAUACUAAUUGCUGCUAAACUUUAUAUGUACCUAUCUGUAGUUAUACUUUUAG